Mytilus trossulus (common blue mussel) is the source of this 585-nucleotide messenger RNA. Its product is annotated as splicing factor 3B subunit 5. Gene Ontology annotation, cellular component: precatalytic spliceosome; U2 snRNP. The record is from RefSeq and is a predicted model, not a curated record. NCBI's taxonomy places the organism in Eukaryota, Metazoa, Mollusca, Bivalvia, Mytilida, Mytilidae. The transcript has a single exon. The coding region runs from base 91 to 348 and encodes 85 amino acids. Gene Ontology annotation, biological process: mRNA splicing, via spliceosome.
AUCCUUGGUUUCUCUCCCCUGACUUAUAUUCCCCCCUCUGUUCGUUGGCAGUGAAUGCUAAUUGAAAAUACUGUUGUAUAAACAGAAAAUAUGGGAGAUCGAUAUAAUAUUCAUAGUCAGUUAGAACAUCUACAGUCCAAAUAUAUCGGAACUGGUCAUGCAGAUACGAACAAAUGGGAAUGGAUGACAAACCAACACAGAGACAGCAAUGCAUCUUACAUGGGACACAAUGACAUGUUGAACUAUUUUUCACUGGCAGAGAACGAAGCAAAAGCACGUGUUCGAUUUAAUUUGAUGGAAAGAAUGUUGCAGCCUUGUGGACCACCUCCUGAAAGACCAGAGGACUAAAAUACUAGUUCUAAGUACAAACAUUUAGUUAAAAAAACCUUGAAGCAAUGGAAAACGCAAUGAACGAUUUAUUUUACAUGUUUAUGACACUUAAUUAAUGACCAACAGUAUGCAUUUAAACGAAAGAAAGGAAAUUUUCUAACAUCCUCACACUUACAUGUAACUUGGUUACAACAUUAUUUUGUAGAGCAGUUUAAUUUUGUAUCAUAAUUUUGAAAUACAUUUAUCCAAUGGCAA